AUGGGGCGUGGUAGCAAACCGAGUGCUGAUGGCGUCAAGAAGCGUCGUUUUUGUCGAGGACGUAAAAGACCCAAAACCACAGAUCGGGCCCCAAGCAAGCUCUCGGCGGGUACAGACUCUUCUGCCUCUUCACUGGCAAAUACCCAGCCAACUUCCGAGCCUGUUCAGGAGCAAUACACAGCUACCAUGUCUGUUCUAGAGCAAGAGCCUGGUCGGGGACAAGACACAGCUUUAGUGGAGCAACUCAAGGCCCUCGUGAAGCAAAACGGGGAUCUCAUGAAGCAGAAUGUGGAUGCCUUGAAGCAGAAUGCGGAUCUCGCGGCUCUUUUGAAAGAGAGCAAAAGGAAACUGGAUGUCAUGACAAAGAACGCCGAGAGAGCCAAGAAGAAUUACAUAUCCGAGAAGAAGGCGAACAACAGAAAAUACGAGGACCGGAAGGAGGAGCUAAAGCAGAUCAUAGGCAACUUGAACAUGAAGCACGACGCAACACGUCAGGAAGUCGCCGAUCUGAAUGCAGCCAUGCACUUUGUGCUGGAGAGAGGACACGAGGGUAAAUACUUUGACAAGAUGUGGUCAAAGACUCGCGAGUGGACGAAGUACUAG
Molecule: messenger RNA, 603 nt
Organism: Neurospora tetrasperma FGSC 2508
Lineage: Eukaryota; Fungi; Ascomycota; Sordariomycetes; Sordariales; Sordariaceae
Exons: 3
Coding region: 1-603 (200 amino acids)
Source: RefSeq, a predicted model, not a curated record